AUGGCCUCCCUCAGCCCUCCCUCAUUUGGGCUAUCAUUUGUGCAUCUGUGGCCAUCUGCGGUAAACUGUUCUCUCUCAUGUGGCCGAGUUGAGGCCGCUUCGUGUGUGCCGUGCUCGGCGAGACCUCACACUCCCGACCCACCCUCUGGCGUCACCUCCACCACCGGCCGUCUUGCAAGUCUGCAACCCGUCACGUCGGGUCCUAUUGGUGUUCGCGUGAUUCGGGUUACUCCCCCACCCCGUGUCUCGCCUUGCAGACAUUUGCAGACAACCAAACACAAGCUAACACUCGAAACACAAAUGACUGCGUUGUCACGCCCAUUUGUCAUUAAUCAAUUCCCCUUCAUUCUUCGUGCCGCAUGGUCGCGCCUCUGGCUGCCUCCAUCUCCAUCUUCGUCCCCAUCCCCAUCCCCAUCCCCAUCCUUGUCCUCGUCUCCGCCUUCCGAGGUACUUUUCUCCCACCCUGACCCGACCACACGUCAUGUCACCGUCACACCAACCGACUGGCUGAACCAACUUGAGUUGACUUGA
Messenger RNA from Protopolystoma xenopodis, 531 nucleotides. The record is from the annotation of a GenBank genome assembly. Lineage: Eukaryota; Metazoa; Platyhelminthes; Monogenea; Polystomatidea; Polystomatidae.